GGAAAUUCCUGCUUUUGUUUUCGCCAGUCUCGACUCUCGACUGGACUUUCAAAAUCCUUGUCUGCUUAGACACCUAUUGUCUUUCGCUUGCACUGUACAUUAAACACCAACCACCGGAGCUCAUGAUCGACCCAAGAUUACUUUGGCACUGCCCAAAGUUCUGAAACGUUUGGCCGUCUCUUAGCCUUCAUGAUGCAAUAGUUGUUUGAACUCUAGCACAAAAAGCAUGGAUGGAGGAGAUUGCCUCUCAGCAGAACCUCAAACUUUCACGCCAAAUAUCUCAUUGUCAUGGCAGACGCUCGCGCCAACAUCCUACUCGCUUACACCCGCGAUGAGCACCUCAGUUAUCACAUUGACCAGUAUUGACGUGUUCCCGAGUCCGUCGGUUGAACCAAUCUUUGUUGACAUCCAGCCUGCAUCCUCAAUAACCAUGGCCGCCAUCAUUGGAGGAACUGUCGUAGGAGUCGCGCUUCUAGCUCUCCUACUAACUUGUAUCGUAGUGCGAUCACGUCGCACAGGACAAAGAUCAUCCGUGACCCCUUUCAAUCUUUCCUCAACUGCACAGCGCAACAUCGCCGUUCCGAGUCCUCUGAGCGGUAGAGAGACAUUCAUUAUCCAACCUGAAUAUCUCGAUUCUUGUACCACACAGAAUUCUAGGGAUGGAUCUCCGUCUACCCCGUCCCGUGUCGAUCCCAUACCAUUUCAGUUAUUCAACGAUAGUAGCACCUCUCCGUCCACUGUUGCAAGGCGCCGACGGUUCUACGAGCUAGAAAAGCUAUAUCCGUCAUGUGCCCAUUCCCCAGAUGGUUAUCGCCAUGAUAGUGGAGAUAACCGGGCUGAACACAUAGUUGCAAGUGAUCGUUCCCGAGAGCCAAGCGAAGAGCUCCCAGCUUACCCUCGUUCGAUGGAAUCUUCGAGAAGCAGAGAAGCAGAUUAUGAUGAUCAUGAUGUCCUUCCUUCCUUAUAGACAUUAGACUCUCAUGGACACUUUCGCAAUUCAUUGGUAGCCAUGAUCAUGAACGAUGUCAUCCUGUAUCCUUCUUGCCGUCGGACUAGUCUUCCCCCUCGUAGUAAAUCACCGAUGUGUGUUUAUUAGCUUGUCUAUUUAUACGCCCAUCGGUAUUCCCUCCCGAGGAAAAACAGUGAUCCCAAGGAAUGUACUGACGUAU
Molecule: messenger RNA, 1169 nt
Organism: Suillus plorans
Lineage: Eukaryota; Fungi; Basidiomycota; Agaricomycetes; Boletales; Suillaceae
Exons: 2
Coding region: 227-967 (246 amino acids)
Source: RefSeq, a predicted model, not a curated record